Molecule: messenger RNA, 3855 nt
Organism: Fraxinus pennsylvanica
Lineage: Eukaryota; Viridiplantae; Streptophyta; Magnoliopsida; Lamiales; Oleaceae
Source: the annotation of a GenBank genome assembly
AUGUCCGACCUCCGGGGAGUUUUUCACUUCUCCAAAGCAUUUCACUUUGUGGAGGUUCUGUUGUGUGCCCUCAUAACAUUUGAGGCACCUCUAAUUAAUGGAGCACAGAAUCAGUUGGAAUUUGAAGCAUGCCGGUCCUACAAAGGCAGUUCUGAUGUAAAUUUUCCGGAUAUUUUUGAUGAUCAUAUUAACUCAAAGUUUGUAGCGGAACAUUUGGUGCAGCGACAUAGUAUGGACAAUGUAUGUCCUCAUUCGAAUUCAUUCUGUUUCCCAUCAACAUUGGUUGGGUUUUUAUGUGAAAAAAAUGGUGCUGAAUUUGAAGUAUUAGAUGUUUCUAGGGUUCAAGCUGAUAUUAGAUUGUCUGAUGGACUAAACCAAGAGAAAAAUAGCCUAAGUCGGUCAUCGGACAGUGGCAUGUUCAGAUUAUUGGGCGGCAGGACUAUUUCAUGUUCUUUGUACUACCAAGAGAGUUAUCAUGAAUUACCAUGUCAUAACUCAAUGAAUGAUCAACAAAAUGACGCUACUUCUUGUAUAAGGCCUUUACUUGCCCACAAAACCGGAAAUCUGAAAUUGACCGAGAAUAUUGAAACAGUCAAAUCUGGCUCUUUGGACAGAUUUUCAACACCACAUGUGGAAAUUAAACCUUCUCUACUGGACUGGGGACACAAGUGCUUGCAUUUUCCUUCCAUAGCUUUUUUAACAGUGAAGAACAUUGGCAGUGACAACAUUUUGAAUGUCUAUGAGCCUUAUAGUACCAACUCACAGUUUUAUUCGUGCAAUGUUAGUGAUUUUUUGCUGGCUCCUGGUGAAGUUGCAUCAGUUUGUUUUGUGUUUUUGCCAACAAAGUUAGGUUCAUCCUCAACACAAGUAGUUUUGCAGACGAGCUUUGGUGGUUUCUUGAUUCCAGCUAAAGGGUUUGGUGUUGAGUCCCCUUAUGGUGUAAACCCUUUAAUUGGUCUUGGUGUUUCCUCCAGCGGAAGGUGGAGAAAGAAUCUGUCUUUGUUUAAUCCUUUUGAUGAAGCCCUCUACGUGGAGGAAGUAACUGCUUGGCUAUCAAUUUCUUCGGGAAAUACUUCCCACUCGUCAAAAGCAGUUUGUAGCACUCAUGGUAUUGCAGAAUCUAGUGAGUUCCGUGUGCUGAGUGCUAAAGAAUGGUUGGAUGCUGAAAGCAGUGAAGUUGGUCUACCACAGAUUGCCAUGAGGCCACAUAAAAAUUGGGAGAUUGGCCCUCAAAAAACAGAGACUAUUAUGGAAUUAGAUCUGUCAUUCCAUUUUGAAGGAAAAGUUUUCGGUGCAAUCUGUAUGCAGUUGCUGAGAUCUUCAAAAAAUAAGAUCGAUACACUAAUGGUUCCUCUUGAAGCACAACUGAGUGUAAAUACCACUUAUGAUGAACCUAUUCGUCCUGUUUCAGUAUCCCUGGAACCAUUAUUGCCAUGUGAUACAAGAGGAGCUGUUAUUGCACUUUCAGUGAGAAAUGACUCUCCUUAUUUACUGAGUUUUAUCAAAGUCGUGGAACUCGGGGAAAACACUGCACAUUUUCAUAUUAAAUACAUGGAAGGUCUUGUACUUUUUCCUAAUACUGUCACACAAGUUGCUGUUAUCGUUAACAGUCCAUUGGAAACUUCUAAUGUAAAUACGAGCUGCAAAUUGGUCAUACUAAUAAAUGAUACUAGUUCUCAGAUUGAAAUUCCCUGUGAAGAUGUGAUCGGUGUUUGUCCACAACAUGAAUUGUAUUCUUCUAUUGGAUAUAGACAGCAGUCCAAAGAUGUAGAACAUACCAAUUCCCAAAUACCUUUAAGUAGCAGCAUGCAGCCACCAUCAGAGAUGAAGGCAGUGGAUGCAAGAGAAGCAGACGAACUGGUACUUAGAAACUGGAAAUCUCAUGCGACUUCACCUUUAAUGUCUGUUCUUGAUGAAAAUGAAGUACUGUUCCCUAUAGUUCAGGUUGGAAGUCAUUGGUCUCAGUGGAUAACUGUCAAAAACCCAAGCCAAGAAUCAAUUGUGAUGCAGCUUGUUCUGAAUUCUGGAGAAAUUAUAGAUGAGUGCAGGACAUCUGACACUCUUCUGCAACUGUCUUCAUCCAGCAGUUUGGUGGGUAAUGAAUCCAUUGCUCGUACAAGAUAUGGUUUCUCAUUAGCAAAGAGUGCAGUUACAGAAGCUUUUGUUCAUCCUUAUGGUAAAGCGUCCUUUGGCCCAAUUCUCUUUCGUCCCUCCAAUCGAUGUGAAUGGAAAAGUUCAGUUCUGAUAAGGAAUAAUCUCUCUGGUGUGGAGUGGUUAUCUUUGCGUGGAUUUGGGGGGAUAGUUUCCUUGGUCUUGUUUGAGGAGGCUAUUCCUGUGCAAGGUUUAGAAUUUAAGUUGAACUUGCCAACUCCACUUAGUUUUUUGUCUCCAGACAUGUCAAACUACAUGGAAGACAAAAGUCUUGCCUGUUCCCAGCCUAUGAUAAAAGUGCUGUACGCAAACAACAAGGGAGACCUUCCUUUAGAGGUAAAGCGAAUUGAUGUUUCUGGAGCUGAAUGUGGUUUGGAUGGGUUUCAAGUAAAUUCUUGCAAGGGUUUUUCUCUUCAGCCUGGGGAAUCUAUAAAGCUUCAGAUAUCAUAUCAAACUGAUUUCUCUACAUCUACAGUACAGAGGGACCUUCAACUGGUUCUGGCUUCUGGUAUUUUUGUGAUUCCUAUGAAAGCCAGUAUACCCAUGUUUGUUCUCAACUUCUGCAAAAGAUCUACAUUCUGGAUGCGCAUUAAGAGAUCUAUGGUUGCAAUCAUUCUUGCUGUUUUCAUAUUGUUACUGCUGCUCUGUUUCUUGUUUCCACAUGUGAUGGCCUUUGGCUUUCACAAAUACUUGUUUAAGAGCGGGAAAAUCUCCAUCUCCACUGUGAGCUAUGCAGAGAAAUGUUCUCAUGAGCAUCAUAAUCUGAAAAACCAUUGUGAAUAUCCCAUAUCCCCAAAAAUGAGUGGUCCGAUAAUUUCAAAUGAGAAAGAGGACGCUUUGCUAGAAUCUGAUGAUCAAGAUGGUGCCCCGAAAAAUAUAAAUCCAUCGAUGGGAUAUCAAAAGCAAACCAACACUCUGUUGAAUGCUCAACGGGAAACUAUAUCAUCUCCCUCUUUAAAGUCAAAAUCUGUAUCAGUUGAGAGUUCUGAUAUCCAAAAUGCAUCACAAGCUGGAACCCUGUCUGUUAAAAUUGGAAAGGGGAAGGGGAGAAGGCGACGGAAGAAAAAGAGUUUCAAUUCAGGAAUAAGUGGACUUUUUGAAGUUUCAAGCAGUCAGAGUGGAAAUUCUACACCAACGUCACCCUUUUCACCUGUCACAUCUGUGGAUGCUAAACCUACGUUCAGUCAGGUAGCUGAUCAGCAAUGUGAUAAAAGCACAUUUACAGAACCUUUCUCUAAGGUAAAGGCGUUGGAGCCUGAGCUUUCUUUGAAUCUUGGCAACAGUAAAUGGUUCUUUCCUGCUCAAGAGAAGCCAAGUUUAGCUAGAAAAGUGGCUGGCAGAGCUGUUCUGUUGCCGUCUGCAACAUUUCCUGUUGCUGGAAGGGCUGCUCCACAUUUUACAUGUCAAUCUCCUAUUUUGGCUUCGACAUCUACAAUUGCACCACAUGCGCGGGCUCCUGGUUCCAAGCUUUGUGAUCAACAACCGGAUAAAAUUGAGCAAAAAAUGGGGAUCAAGGAAAAUUAUACUUAUGAUAUAUGGGGGGAGCAUCUUUUUGGAUUUCCUUUGACUGAUAGGUCCAAGGAGGACUCUAGUAUGUCAUUGUCACCUCAUGCCAUCAACUCCGAGAGCUUAUUUCUGAGUUGCCCCCAAACCCUCGUAGCAAACUCUCAACUACAUCCUGUAAGUGCUAAUCCAGAGGGUUAA